AUGAUCAAAAAAUAUACAUUAACAUUUAAUUCGUCUGAGCUGGAAUCAUCAUUUAAACUUUGGGUGAUUGAUCAAAAUCAAAUAAUGUAUGAAAUUACAUUAUCUACUUUCUCCAUCUACUUGAUACUUAAUCUCAUAAACUACACUUAGAACGUCAUUUACUUAAUUACAACAUCAGUAAUACUCUGUAUUGAAUUAACAAUGCUUUUCUUCUUCCGACGAUACCCGAUGUAAAGAGAGUGUAUUAAAAGCUUAAAUUUGAUUGUGGUGAGUAUACUAAUUGACAUUUACAUAUGGUUAAACCAUGGUUAAACUCUUUAUUUAGAAGUUGGAGCUGCUAAAUUUUGUAAUCCUUUAAUUUUAUUCUAAAGGUCUGUAUAUGUAAGGCAAUAGAUUUUCUACACAAUCAAUAAUAUUUCUAAUUAGUUAAGCUGCUGAAAUUUCAAUACUCUAAUAAUAAUUGAUACCUCAUAUUACUUAUAGUCUAUUCAGUAUUUAUUUUAUUUUCCUUCGAUACCAGACUGAAAUGAAACGACGCUAACAUUACUUAGCUUUUAGAUCAUAAAUCUUAUACGAGAACUUAAUUGAAGAAUAAUUACCAGCAUGGGUUGUACUGGUUAAAUAUGAUAACAAAUAGGCUCAAUUAAAAAUGGACAAAAUAAACAGAGUCAUGAAAAACACAUUUAAUUUGAAUUCAGAUUAAAAAUUUAGAGAAUUUUUAAGAGAUUCCAAUGUCUAACCCUUAGAAGGUAUCAAUCAAAAAGCUUUUAAUUUUGAGGAUGUAUUAAUUAAUGACUUACUUUUAAAAUAAUAGAAUAAUAAAAUUACUAAAUUUGUAGGUAGGUUCUCUAAUAAUGAUAAAUAAUUGUAAUUUCAAAUUACUAAAAUCUAUUUUAAUAGUCUUGAACCUACAAUUUUAUUAUUAUUCAUUGAAGAAGGAGGAGAUUUAUUUGACUUUUUCACUCAUUAAUUAAAAUGGAGAGAUUAAUAACUUGUUAAUCAUAGUAAAAUGUGUUUAAAUUAUAUUAAAGAUCAAAUCAAUCUUUUAAAAUACUUUAAAUAAUCAGCAAAUUCACAAUAACUUAGUCAUAUUAAUAAUUAAAUUAGUAACAGUUACAUACUAUUUAAUUAAAGUUUAAACAUUUUAAAUAUCACUAAAAUAAUCUAUAAUAAAUUAAAAUAUAAUAUCAACUAGUUUCAUUUAGUAGAUCUAAUCAAUUAAUUAAAAAAUGAUUUAAAAUUUUCGAACAAAUAAUUAUUAUUUGAUAUCAGUUUAAAAACUGAUAGAUCAAAAAUGAUUUCAAUUAUAUUGAGUAUCUCAGAAUUUAUAAGAUUAAUGCUAGCAAUAAAUACAAAUGAUGAAUAAUAGCUAUAUGAAAUACAUCCAUUAGGUUUUCCAAUUUAAAUUAAAUUUAAAAGAAUUCAUUCAAACCCAGCAUGUUUAUAAAUUAUAAUGAAACAUCAACUUUUAAAUAUUCCAAUCUUAAUUCAAGAAGCUUUAAAGAGAGCGGUAACAUUUACAGAUCAUAAAAAAAGAAACUGGGGAGUAAACCAUUAUUAUGAAAACAUCUAAAAUUUAAGUGAUCAAUUUCAUAAAAUCAGUGUUACAUCUAAUAAAGUAACUUAAAGUUAGAUGCAAUAUCUUGAACUCGAUUAAAAUUUAUAACAAUAACAAUAGAAAAUAGGAGUUUAUUUGGAUGGAAGUACAGAACCCUUUAGUACUUUGGGUUUUCCAUUAGCCUAGUAUUUAAUCUCUUAAAUUGGUCCUAAUAAUCAAAUAGAAUUUUAAGAUAAAAAAUUAAAACAUGUUCCUGAUCCGCUUUCCUUUAGAAAUGCUACAACAAAAACUAAAAUAUUAUUUUAAGUAUAUGAAGACUUAAACUAAUUUAUAUUUCAAUUAAAUGAAUAAGAUCCAAAUCCUUACUUAGACUUUUUCAUUUAAAAUAACAGCUAAAAAGCUGGAUUCAAGAAUUAUAGCAGUAUGUCUCCUUAAUAUUAAAGAAAAAGUGGUUUAACAACUUAAUUGAUGAGUGGGAAAAUUAUUUGA
Paramecium sonneborni is the source of this 2047-nucleotide messenger RNA. NCBI's taxonomy places the organism in Eukaryota, Ciliophora, Oligohymenophorea, Peniculida, Parameciidae. The record is from the annotation of a GenBank genome assembly.